GAGGUUCCUCAAACCACACACUUAUAACACCAAAGCCAUUCUGCUUUGACUUAUGUAUUUCUGGGUGAAGGAGACUCAGAUCCUCUAUCGAAUAAAGGAAGUUGGAAGGGGAAAUAACACCUCCAUGACAUAUUAGUCCCUGAAAAUCUGAGUGGUUUGCUAUUAUUUUGGAGACAGCAAGAAAGGAACAUCUCAGAAGUGAGGCUUCACCCUUUGAUUUUUACCACAAAAGAAAAAGAGAAAUUUUUCUUCAGCAAGUACCCAUCUGAAGCCAUGCGUCACACACUGAUGCGAGGAACACCACCACUCCAGCGGCCGCACUUCAAGCUCUUUCAGCUCUUAGUGUUGACUGGUCUUUUUCACUUCUGCUUAGGUGACAGCCAGGUGACCAAGGCAGUGAAGGAAAUGGCAGUGCUGUCCUGUGAUUACAACAUUCCCACACAGCAACUGAUGAAUUUUCGAAUCUACUGGCAAAAGAAUAAUGAAGUGGUGCUGACUAUCAUAUCUGGGAACAUAUCGGUGUGGCCCAAGUACAAGAACCGAACCAUCGUGGACAUCGCCAAUAACCUCUCUAUUGUCAUCCUGGCUCUGCGCCUGUCGGACAAGGGCACAUAUACCUGCAUCGUUCAGAAGACUGAUAAUGGCGUUUACAGGCGGGAACAUCUAGCUUUGGUGAAGUUAUCCAUCAGAGUAGACUUCCAUGAUCCUAUUAUAACUGACUUGGGAAACCCAUCUGCUGACAUUAAAAAGAUACUCUGUUCAACCUCUGGAGGUUUUCCAGAGCCUCGCCUCUCCUGGUUGGAAAAUGGAGAACAAUUAAAUGUGAUCAACCUUACAGUUUCCCAAGAUCCUGAAACUGAACUCUACAAUAUCAGCAGUGAACUUCAUUUCAAUCUGACAAGAAACCAUACCUUCGUUUGUCUUAUCAAGUAUGGAGAUCAACAAGUGUCACAGACCUUCCCCUGGAUAAUAUCCAAGCCUUCUCCUCUUGUUGAUCCGUUCCCACUCUGGGUCACUAUCCUCAUCACAAUAAUUGGGAUUUGUGGGAUGACUGUAUUAAUCACAUGCUGCUGGAACCACACUCGUGCUUAUCUCCAAGGACCUGCCGCAAGCUCUAGAGGGAACAUCUAAAGGUCCCACCUGCAUCCAUGACUGACCUCUUCUUGGAGCUUCCCCAGAUGGCAGGAUCGCCCCACCUUGUCCUUCACAUAUCUGUUCUUUAGAAGCCUUUUCACUUCAGUGGUAUUUCAGGAAGUAACUAAAGGAGUAUGGGAGGAACUGUAGUAGCUCUGGAAGCCUUGAUCAGUAGGUUUACGAAUACAGUUACUCAGUCCUGGAAGGGACAUUAGAGGAUAGUAGUCUCAUCAAUGACAAGGACACCAAGGCUUAGGGAGGUGACCUGACUUGUGAAGGCUAGAGUCCGAGUCAGAACCCAGAUCUCCUGGCUCUGGUGUUCUUUCCCUUCACCGAUCCAACUCUGGGCUGUUAAGUCUGAUGCGUGUGUGUGUAUAUAUGCAUACUGUUAUUGGGUGCCGACUCCUAGUGACCCCACGUGACAGAGUAUAACUGCCCCAUAUGGUUUUCAAGGCUGUAAUCUUUAUGGGACCAGAUCACCAGGUCUUCUCCUGGAAAGCCACUGGUUGAGUUUGAACCACCAACCUUUCUGCGUGCUUCUGGAAACAGAAUUUGUCCAAUAUCAGGUCAACUUUAGAGACUUGAUCUGAUUUCCUGAUGCAAUACUGGAGAAACAUUUUAUGUUGCUAUUAAAAGGAGUCUAAUGCAUGGGAAGUGUACACCUAUAUCAAGAGGAUAAUGGAAUAUUAUUGGCAACUAGCCAAUAUUUCAUUUUUCAUUGUGUUCCCCUUUUUGUUCUCCCACUUCUCCAUCGGGUUCAUAAGUAGAACUAUCCAAAACUAGUUUCCUCUGACCUGUAAGGUAAACAACUUACAUAUGCAUCUCAAAGUAAGAGGUUGGAGAGGGACAGUUUGGUUUAAAGAUUUGCACUCUACUGGUUCAUAUUGGACUGAUAAUCUCUUUGAAUAGCUUUAUGCUAGUUUAUACUUAUUUGUAAAAUAUUUUUAUGAGAAAGUUCUCAUUUAAAAUGAGACUGUUUUUACCGUGUAUGUACUAAGCAGUAAACUACUGUUAUGGAUUCAAUAGUGUCCCCCCAAAAUAUAUGUUGUAAUUCUUAACUUCUACGCCACUGGUUAUAAUCCCAUUGGGGAAUGGGUUGCCUUUGUUCUGUUAAUGAGGCAGGAUUAGUG
Molecule: messenger RNA, 2264 nt
Organism: Trichechus manatus latirostris (Florida manatee)
Lineage: Eukaryota; Metazoa; Chordata; Mammalia; Sirenia; Trichechidae
Gene: CD80
Product: CD80 molecule
Exons: 7
Coding region: 274-1131 (285 amino acids)
Biological process (GO): immune response; positive regulation of T cell proliferation; T cell costimulation
Cellular component (GO): external side of plasma membrane
Molecular function (GO): coreceptor activity
Source: RefSeq, a predicted model, not a curated record